Messenger RNA from Archocentrus centrarchus (flier cichlid), 1459 nucleotides. It is a transcript of the gene lratd1, whose product is annotated as LRAT domain containing 1. Lineage: Eukaryota; Metazoa; Chordata; Actinopteri; Cichliformes; Cichlidae. The coding region runs from base 191 to 979 and encodes 262 amino acids. Gene Ontology annotation, biological process: cell morphogenesis; cell motility. The transcript has 2 exons. The record is from RefSeq and is a predicted model, not a curated record.
ACGACGACCGGACCGCACAGUGCGCGGUGCGAAGAGUGAGGGAUAAGUGUGAGAAGAAAGGGAAAAGAAAAAGAAAGGAGAGCAGGGGACUGUGCAGCCCUCUGUACUAAUGGACCAUAAGGAUAUUUAACCGCUUGCCCUGGGAGCGCACAGACACCGCAGUCCAUGCCUCUCCCUUGCCGGGUCAUUGAUGGGAAAUCAACUGGAUCGGAUCACCCACCUCAACUACAGCGAACUGCCCACGGGGGAUCCGUCCGGGCUGGAGAAGGACGAGCUUCGGGUCGGCGUCGCCUACUUCUUCUCUGACGAAGAGGAGGAGGUGGACGACCGCACUCCGUCUGACUGCGGAUUCACCAAGGACCACAGCCCGACAGAGGAGGGACCCUUCUCGGUCAGCGAGGUGGAGUAUUCAGCUUUCUGCUCCCAGGAAUGCAUCUUCUCCAAGCUGCGGGAGAACGAGGACUUGAAUGUGUACUCGGCCAAAACUUUGCUGACUAUGUGCAAACCAGGGGACCUGCUGGAGCUGGUGGCCACCGCGCAAGCCCCCCACUGGGUCAUCUUCGAGCAAGACGACCAAGUCAUUCAUCUGCACAAGGGCGAAAUCCGCAAAGACAGCCUGCUUGAGAUCAGCAACGGCCGCCAUGGGAGAAUAGUCAACAAUCGGUACCGUUAUCGGCCGCUUCCUCCUGACCUAGUGAUGCAGAACGCAGCGGGACACCUGGGCCUGAGCAGCGAGGAGAUAUGCUGGACCAACUCGGAAAGUUUCGCUGCCUGGUGUCGUUUUGGGAAACGGGAGUUCAAAGCCGUGGGAGAAGCGCACUCAGCGGAGCAGCAGUACUUCCUCAAAGUGCAUCUGUCCGGCAGCGAGGUGCACACUCUGGUCUUUCGCAGCCUGGAGGACAUGAUCCGGGAGAGAAGGCGAGUGGACGCCAGUGGAAUUCUCAAAGAGCUGUCUUUGGUUAACGGGGGCAAGGAGUGAUCAGGGAUUCCGUUUGAUAUCGUCUCCUCCACCACCCCCUCCCUGCCUCCUCUUGCCAAAGCGCACGGACGCACACUUUUGCGCACGAACCAACGUACUCACACACAAGCACACGGACGCACACACGUGCAAGGACCUGUUGGUGUUGGACUGUCUGUUUGUCACGGAUGGGGCCCGGGUUUAUCUGGACAAAAGCCGCCCUGUGGAAUUUCCAUCAAAAUACAGUGUUGAGAAAAGAGAGAGCGCGGCCACAUAAACAGACAACGCCCAUUCUGAUUAGAAUUCGUGCUGAGUGGGACACACGAUUUCUAAGAAACUCAUUGUUCCCGAUAAGCGAAAUCACCUUUACAACCCCCACAUUGCGCACACGGCCCGGUUUGGUUUCUGUUUAAUUUCUCGGGAUAAUGGAAUUGGCCCCUUCUCUACAUAGGGUGCCUGCUGCAGCAGACCAGACGGUGAGACCGGCAGAGGGAGAGAUAG